AUGCCCUUCAUUACUUUCUCUCCUACGUUCGAGCUUCUUUCUCGUCAUUUCUACGCAAGUCUCUCUCUCUCCAAAACUUUUCCUCUUUUUCACACCCCUUUACACACACACACACACUCUCUCUCUCUCUCUCUCUCUCUCUCUCUCUCUCUCUCUCUAUCUAUCUAUUUUUCUAUCUAUAUGAAACCGUUUAGGUCUCUCUCUCUCCAAAACUUUUCCUCUUUUUUACACCCCUUUUUCACACACACACUCUCAUCUCUCUCUCUCUCUCUCUUUCUCUCUCUCUUUCUCUCUCUCUCUCUCUCAAUAUCUAUGCAUUUUUCUAUUUUUCUUCUUGUUUUCUUUUCCUUUCUUCUUCUUCUUCUUUUUCUCUUUUUUCUUUUUCUUCUUCUUGUAUUCUUUUCUUCUCCUUUUUCUUUUUCUUUUUCUUUUCUUCAUUUCUUCUUCUUUUUACUUCUUUCUUUUUCUUCUUAUUUUCCUUCUCAGUUGUCUUCUUGUUUUCUUUUCCUUUCUUCUACGUCUUUUUCUCUUUUUUCUUUUUAUUCUUCUUUUGGAAUUUUUUUGUUUUCUUUUCCUUUCUUCUUCUUCUUCUUUUUCUUUUUUUUUUUUCUUCUUGUAUUCUUUUUUUUCUUCUCCUUUUUUUUUCUUCUUUCUUUUAUUUCUUCUUCUUUUUACUUUCUUUUUCUUCUUAUUUUCCUUCUCAGUUAUCUUCUUGUUUUCUUUUCCUUUCUUCUUCUUCUUUUUCUCUUUUUUCUUUUUUCUUCUUGUAUUCUUUUUCUUUUCUUCUCCUUUUUAUUUUUCUUUUUCUUUUCUUCAUUUCUUCUUUUUACUUCUUUCUUUUUCUUCUUAUUUUCCUUCUCAGUUUUCUUCGUUUUCUUUUCCUUUCUUUUUCUUCUUCUUUUUCUCUUUUUUCUUUUUCUUCUUCUUGUAUUCUUUUUCUUUUCUUCUCCUUUUUAUUUUUCUUUUUCUUUUCUUCAUUUCUUCUUCUUUUUCUUAUUUUCCUUCUCAGUUGUCUUCUUGUUUUCUUUUCCUUUCUUCUACGUCUUUUUCUCUUUUUUCUUUUUCUUCUUCUUGUAUUCUUUUUCUUUUCUUCUCCUUUUUAUUUUUCUUUUUCUUUUCUUCAUUUCUUCUUCUUUUUACUUCUUUCUUUUUCUUCUUAUUUUCCUUCUCAGUUGUCUUCUUGUUUUCUUUUCCUUUCUUCUACGUCUUUUUCUCUUUUUUCUUCUUCUUGUAUUCUUUUUCUUUUCUUUAUUUUCUUCUUUUUCUUUUUCAUUUCUUCAUUUCUUCUGCUUAUUUUCUUUCUUCAUUUUCUUCGUUUUCUUUGCACCACAUCCAUUCAAGACAUAA
Acanthosepion pharaonis is the source of this 1347-nucleotide messenger RNA. NCBI's taxonomy places the organism in Eukaryota, Metazoa, Mollusca, Cephalopoda, Sepiida, Sepiidae. The record is from the annotation of a GenBank genome assembly.